AUGCUCUCUCGUCUUCCACAUGAAGUUCGCCUCAAGAUCUUUCACCUUGUCUUUGCCCAGUCCGGGUGCCGAGAGGUCAUCAGAGUGGAGGACACGGCAGAAGGGAUCAGAUACAAGUUUACCGACAAAUACCAUGAGCGCGAUUACUCGGGGGCUGUUUGGUGCCUCGAUGCUGCCGUCGUAGGAUCGGGUGUUGCUGCCGCCGCUGCGGAAGCACUUUACCAGUCGAAAAUCAUGUUUGGUGUUGACGCCAAAGUGCUUUGUACUUUCCUCCAGAGCUGCCCUUUCUCGCUUGUAGUGGAGCCCGGCAAGUACAUAAAGAUGCUCCUUCUCUACAUGGAUGAAGAUCCGAAUUUCAUCGGGGACGGAGUAGAUGGACAAGCUUUACGCAAGGCGGAUUGGGUCGACUUGGUAUCGGACGCCGGCAACGAUAGAACUACAAGAUCAGGAAACCGGACUCAGCUCAUGCGACAGUGCUGGAGAGCUAUUCUAAACAUGCCUAAGCUGAUACGCUUCGAAUUCUGUAUAAUGCCUUCACGAGGCAAGGCUUCCGCGGACGACAUUCAGCACUGGGAGAUAAGGGACAUCAUUCCAAUGCACUUCAGACUGUUCUGCAAGCACAUUGAUACCUCGAUCUACUUCCGCACCUGGGAACUUUACCAAGAGCCGACGAGCAAUGCAUUCGAAAAAUGGUACUACCAGACUAUACAUGAUAACGUUGAUGAUGAUGGCUUUUACUCAUCACAAUUCGACCUCAGCGCGUGCAUUCCCUAUAGGUGGAGGGAGCCAACACAUCAAGAGCGUGUUCAGGCUGAUGACAUGUUGGCGCGUCAAGACCGUGGGACUCUUGCCCCCAAAGACCAUGCAGUUCGCAACUAUGAUGCCUUGGAUGAGCUAUUGCACAGGUUGUAUAAUGACAAGGAUUAUGAGUACACAAGCAAGGGAAAAAUCAAGCGAACGCGCAAGCAUGCAGGCGGUGAAAAAACUAUUGAGGCGGGCAGUCAGAACAAACGUAGACGCCGGUCCUCGUCCUCCGCGCUUUGA
Letharia columbiana is the source of this 1044-nucleotide messenger RNA. RefSeq lists its product as uncharacterized. Lineage: Eukaryota; Fungi; Ascomycota; Lecanoromycetes; Lecanorales; Parmeliaceae. The transcript has 2 exons. Bases 1 to 1044 code for a protein of 347 amino acids. The record is from RefSeq and is a predicted model, not a curated record.